Messenger RNA from Cavia porcellus (domestic guinea pig), 2668 nucleotides. RefSeq names its product BTG anti-proliferation factor 2 (gene Btg2). Gene Ontology annotation, cellular component: nucleus; cytoplasm. The record is from RefSeq and is a predicted model, not a curated record. Gene Ontology annotation, biological process: negative regulation of mitotic cell cycle; negative regulation of cell population proliferation. NCBI's taxonomy places the organism in Eukaryota, Metazoa, Chordata, Mammalia, Rodentia, Caviidae. The transcript has 2 exons. Bases 103 to 579 code for a protein of 158 amino acids.
AAACCCCGGCAGAACCCAGAGAGCUGGCCUGGAGCUAGGGUCUCAGCUAGCUGGCCCAGUCCACGGCGGACCGCUGCCAACCCGGAUCCGUGAGCGAGCACCAUGAACCACGGGAAGAGAACCGACAUGCUCCCGGAGAUCGCCGCCGCCGUGGGCUUCCUCUCCAGCCUCCUGAGGACCCGAGGCUGCGUGAGUGAGCAGCGACUUAAGGUUUUCAGCGCGGCGCUCCAGGAGGCACUAACAGAGCACUACAGACACCACUGGUUUCCUGAAAAGCCAUCCAAGGGCUCUGGCUACCGCUGCAUCCGCAUCAACCACAAGAUGGACCCCAUCAUCAGCAAGGUGGCCAGCCAGAUUGGACUCAGCCAGCCCCAGCUACACCAGCUGCUGCCCAGUGAGCUGACCCUGUGGGUGGACCCCUACGAGGUGUCCUACCGCAUAGGAGAGGAUGGCUCCAUCUGUGUCCUGUAUGAGGAGGCUCCAGUGGCUGCCUCCUGUGGGCUCCUCACCUGUAAGAACCAAAUCAUGCUGGGCAGGAGCAGCCCCUCGAAGAACUACGUGAUGGCAGUCUCCAGCUAGACCCCCACUCCCUGACCCUGUAUUCUACUGUACUCAUUGAGCUGUGACAACAGGCCACUGCAUACCUCAACCUGGGGAACUAUUUUUAAAUGAAGAGCUAUUUAUAUAUAUAUAUAUAUUAUUUUUUUUUAAGAAAAGAGGAAGAAAAAAAACCAAAAGUUUUUUAUAUGAAAAAAAAAAUCCUUAAAGGGAGCUGCUAGGAAGUGGCCUCCCCAGGUGCCUUUGGAGAGAACUGUUGUGCACAGGAAUCUGUGAGCCAGUGUCUGCCUAUGGGAGGGGAGUGGCCAAGCCAGGGUGUCCAGAGAAGGUUGGCCAGUACCCCAGGUGAGGUUAGCAACUGUGAAUAAGAGGGGUCAGGAUCUGGCCUGGGUGUGGGAGAGUUCAGACUCUCUCCAACCAGGACUUGAGUUUGCCUGGCUCCUUCUUACUCAGGGGCAUUUCGCCUGAACUUCAAUAACAUUGUUGCCUAGUCUUUUCUUAUUUUUCUGAUGAGAUUGGGCAGAGUGAAAAGGCCUCUUCUUAUUCCUUCUGUCCAGAACAACCUUUCUUGAAAUCAAGAUUCAGUUUCUAAUUCUACCCUCAGGGGCCUGUAGAGCUUGCUUCUCAGCUAGGAUUCUAAAGCUUAUGGGGCAAAGAGGGUGUUGACACAGGGGUUGGAGAUCUUUGGUGUUAGGGUAGAAGAGAAUUUGGUGUGCAAAACCUUCAUUUUGCUGCAUGCUGCUUUGUGUGUAUGUGUGGCGAAUAAUUUGGGGAUGAUUUGCAAUGAAAUUUUGGGAUCCAAAGAGUGUCCACUGGGGAUGUUUUUUGGCCAACAUGCUUCUUUUUUGGAGCCACAUGAAAGUCCGAGUGCUGCUGCUAUUCCUUUGAGAGGUGUCUCAAAAACUAUAAGGAACUCCAGGUCUUUUAUUACUGCCUUCUUUGCUAAAGCACAAUAUUCCUUUCCCUCCCCUCUGGUUGAGUCUUGGAACUACCCAGUUUUCUAAGACAAGAGUUCUUAAUCACUGUGCAAUAAAUUCCCAAGGUCCCUGGAGACUCUGGAGAACUGGCUCCCAGCACCUGCUAGUGAUCCUGUGUUAGAGACCCGUUUCACCUGCCCUCCAUAGAGACUGUAGCCAGGCGAUGUGGGUCUGACCUUGCAGGUCUUCCUGGGCUGAAGGGGAAAGAGUGCCUGUGCUCAGCAGGACUACCUGGUAUUCUUGUGGGGCUGACACUAAAAGCCAAACCUCUGGCACUGUUUUUUCUCCCUGGUGCUUAGAGUACCUGUGGGAGAGCUUGAUGUCCUUCUCAGUAAAAUCCAAAUCUAUCUGUAGGCUUGUGCAAUAUUUACUGUCCCGGACUGGAGAAGAAUAGAAAGCUACACUGGGAAGAUAAUCCCUUUCAUUUUCUCAGUGACAUUGAUGAGGGGCCCUCAGACUGCCUGGAGUCUCCCAAAUGGAUCACCUUAAGAAAGGCAAAAGCUAAGAGCAUCUGGUCACCCUGGCUCCCCUCCUACUGUUCCCCCUUAGGGCUCCUCCCAACCUGCACUCCAAGUUCCCCUCCCCUACCUACCUAUUGCCAGUCCUAUCUGAAUGUCCUAAUACUCAGUUUUGACUCAAAGGUGCUACUUACCAAACACUCUCCCUUCCAACCCUUAGCUUUCUGCUGCCUUCUCUGACCCUGCUUCCAGUCUUUAUUGCUUUAAGGUUAACUGUAGACCCACAAUCCCAGGCGCUCUUUUCUGGCCUGUGGGUUGAAACAAAGCUGUGAAUCACUGCAGAUUGGGUUCCUGCCUCUCCAUGUGCAAACAUGUCCCUGCCUUCUUAGGAGCAGCCUCUCGUGGUCUCAUGCUUAAUCUUUUCUCUCUUUUUGUUGAUGUUCACUUUAAAAACAACAAACCCCCAGAGCCGGACUGUUGAGCAGGCCUGUCUCUAUUAAGUAAAAAUAAAUAAUAGUAUGUUUGUAAGCUAUUCUGAUGGAAAAGACAAAGGUUACUAAUUGUACCAUAGUGUUUUUAUAUGGAAGAUUGUACAGCUUUAUGGAUAAAUGUACUUUUUUUUGUUACUUUAAUAAAAAUGUAGCAGAUGAAGUCUGUGAUGGAGAGAAGGUAAAA